CUUCUCACUGAGGUACCACGACAGUCACUGGAAAUAUAUCUUUAGCAAUGGCUGCACGUACGACGAGUCUUCCCUUCCUCAGUCAUCCUGCUCCCAAUUCAAUUGAAAGCGAACAAGCAACAGAAAGGACGAUGCACAUUGUGGAUGAACUGGUAAUAUACUGCGCCUGUUGAAUAUGUCUUUCCUCGCUCCAGUCUCCAAAUGCUCAAUUGACCUUCCAUUCCUCGGCAAGCUUGGAGGUUUGCAAUAUGAGAAUGGGGUGCAGCAAUUCUGUGGCAUUCCCUACGCUCGCCUUCAAAAACGGUGGUCACGAUCCGAGUUAAAUAGUUCAUGGGAGAACAAUCACCAUGAUGGGACAAAGCUAGGAGCCGAUGUCCCACGGCCGAUGCUCGAAGGCGACGACUCGGACGACCUUACCCCCGUUCCACCACCAGCACACUUUUCAGAACUCCCACAGGUGGAUGAGCUGCACGGACUUGUCAUGAACAUCGUGAUCCCGCAUGCUCCAAACCGUCAACAAUAUCCUGUGUUUGUCUACGUACACGGUGGCUCACUCCUAUAUGGCGGGGCCAACCUCCCCAUCUUCGAUUGCGUGAACCUCGUCUCCCAUAGUAUCAGCAUCGGAAAGCCCAUUGUAUGCGUCAACUUCAACUACCGUGUUGGGAUAGGCGGAUUUCUGGCCAGCCAAGCCAUCAAGCAGGAGCUCGAACGCGACGGCUACCAAGGGUGCGGAAACUUUGGCUUCACAGACCAGCUGGUGGCCUUCGACUGGGUCCAGCGCUACAUCGCGUCCCUCGGCGGCAACCCCGACAAAGUCACAGCAGUCGGCGAGUCCGCCGGUGGGAUCUCCAUCAGCAACCACUUAGCAGGCGCCCACUCUCCUCCGCGUUUCCACCGAGCUGUAUGCAUGUCCGGCCUAUCAGUCGCCAUCCCACCGUGGACCAUGCAGCAACACGAAGAGUACUUUCGAGCUGUGUGCCGAUACUUCGACAUCGACCCCACAACGCCAGACGUCCUCGAUCGGCUGCGCGACAUUCCCCAGCAGGAACUCGCGAACGCUACUGCCGCCAUCCAAGGUGUCCUCUCCGGCACAGGCAACCCCUGCCUCGACGGGUGGUUCUACGACCGCAACCCCCUGGAAGUCCACGAGCCACCCGCGUGGCUCAAGGCCUACAUGCUGGGCGACGUCUACCACGAAGGAGUCAUCUUCCAUCUCAACAUGCUGGCCGACACCUACGACACCGUCUUCCAGACCCUCCAAAGCAAGAUCCAGAACGUAGACGAGACCGCCCAGAUCCUCAAGGAAUACGCGAUCGAGCCCACGGGCUUAACCUCAGAAGAGUUCCUCGCGCGCGUGGAACAUAUGUGCGGGGACGCGAUCUUCAAGAUCCCAAACUACGCCACUGCUCUGCUCUGCACUUCUCUGCGCGAUAAGGAUGCCCUCUACCUCUAUCACUUUGACCAGCGGUCCCGUCUCCCGAACGCCUUGGAGGGAACCGCAUACCACGCCAUCGAGCUUCUGUAUCUGUUUGGGAACCUCGACAAUGAGUUGAAUGAGGGGGAGAAGGCCAUGGCUCGUGAUUUCGCUACGGCGUGGAUUACUUUCGCUCACGGCGAAGCACCAUGGUCUGCACCGGAGGGCCACUGGAAAGUCUGGGGUCCGGACUGCGGGCAGGCGAUCAAGAGCGAAGAGGAAGAUCAAGAGGUCCGUGACUACGCGCGUAUGAAGCGGAUGCUAGCGCUGGGAGACGGCGUCACUUGGAAGAGAUGGCUGGAUGGUAUAGAUUCCCUUGUGAACAAGCGGAUGAACAUGGGCACAGCCACCAGGCAGGAUAGUACCUGA
Molecule: messenger RNA, 1843 nt
Organism: Aspergillus saccharolyticus JOP 1030-1
Lineage: Eukaryota; Fungi; Ascomycota; Eurotiomycetes; Eurotiales; Aspergillaceae
Product: alpha/beta-hydrolase
Exons: 2
Coding region: 176-1843 (555 amino acids)
Source: RefSeq, a predicted model, not a curated record